UGGUCCCGAAUGUUGAAAGAACAUUCAUGCUUCUGCUUUCUCUGUCAGUUGGGUAUUUGACUUAGAUUGGGACGCAAUGGAGCUGUCUGAAAGGUGCAGCAUUCCAAUGAAUGAUUAUGAGGAUGCCACAGACUUACAGACCCCAGGUGCAGGGACACCUGGAACAGAAAACAUCUACCAGUCUCUUCGGUCUCCAAACAUACCGUCAAUACAGAGACCGGCAAAGCCACAUAACAGGAUGCAAUGGAAAACGCCUGUGUUCCCUCUACUCCUCUUCAAUGCACUUUUACUGAUUAUCAUUCUGGUAAUUGUUGGAGUUCACUAUUCCCAUUUCGCCGGGGCAUUGUCAUCUAAAAAUGGAGAUUUCAGACAGAAUGAAGAAGUGUGGCAUCUCCAUCACAAUGGGUUCUAUCUAUUCUGGCAGAGUGUGGGGGAUUGCUUAGCUGCUGAUAGCUUCUGUCAGCAGAACAACGCAACUCUGACCACAUUGCAGCCACACAACACGGUUUGGUUGUUGGCCAGGGCCAGAGGACAGCAGCUUUGGGUCCUUGAGCUGAGGGAUACGACAGAGGGUUCUGCAGAUGGUGCCACAGAGGAUGAUUCUGAAAAUGAUGCUGAUUGUGCCCUUUUGACUGGUGAUCCCACCCAGCCCUCAAUGAGCCCAGCCCACAUGGAGAGCCAGGGGUGGGUGUGUGAGAGGAAGGCCUCUCUACCACACGUCUCUGGAAAUCAUUAAGAUCGAAUGUAUUCCAUUCAGGAAGGAAAGCAGUUUUUCCUUGAUUUUUUUCACUUUUUGUCACAAUAUGAAUAGUUUUUUUAAUUCAUCGAACAAUGUCCUUGUUUUAAUGACCAAAAUGUCUUGGUAGUUAAUAUGCUUUGAUUCUAUCCUGCAUUGCAGGGCAACCGCUUGUGUCAGUGAACACAAGAGGGUGCUAUGUAAUUGUAGAGAUUCAAUAAGGUCUGCAAAGAACAUUUUGUUCACAGGAGAAAAUUAAUGAAACAUACACACGUUUUCUUUACAUGCAGAAUAAGUCACUGACCUGUAGAUAAAGCCAUACGUUUGCUAGUUUGCUAAUGAUGACUGAAGCACUACACAAUGUAGCUGAAACAUCUGUUUUAAAAAAAGUAUAGUAAUUUAGCUAGGGCAAGUCAGUUAAGAACAAAUUCUAAUUUACAAUGACGUCAGCCUACCCCAGCCAAUCCUGGAUGACGUUAGGCUAAUUGUGCGCAGCCCCAUGGGACUCCCAAUCACGGCUGGAUAUGAUGCAGCCUGGUUAGAAACCACGGACUACAGUGACACCUCUCGCACUGCCUGUGCCUUAGACCGCUGCGCCACUCGGGAGCCCAACACUUCAGAUAUAUUCUCAUCUAAAAAUGUACUUUUAUUUUAGUCCAAACCACAGUAGACUGUAUGAAGAAAUAACUGUAAAUGUUGAGACAUUUACUCAAAUUAGUUUAGCGAAACACACUUUCCAUAAAAAUGUAUCUUCGUGAAAUGUCUUCAGAUAGACCUGAGCUGAAACAUUAAACAGUCUCAAUUAUG
Messenger RNA from Oncorhynchus gorbuscha (pink salmon), 1543 nucleotides. RefSeq lists its product as uncharacterized. Lineage: Eukaryota; Metazoa; Chordata; Actinopteri; Salmoniformes; Salmonidae. Bases 77 to 736 code for a protein of 219 amino acids. The transcript is spliced from 6 exons. The record is from RefSeq and is a predicted model, not a curated record.